AUGCUCGCGAUCAAGAUAUUCUCCAAGCUCACCUCCGGCUUCGCCGUGCUCGCCAUCCUUGCCGCCGCCACCCUCGCAGCGCCCGGCAACACUUCUACCUCUGAGCCCGACGCGCCGUCUUCUUCGUCUGUGCCCGCGCCAUCCACCUCAGCUAUCCCUUCAACCACACCCGCAUCUUCCACCCCGGCCGCGCCCUCCACCACUUCUGCGCCGGCUACUCCUACUGAACCAUCUACUACGUCCGCACCCGCCACCCCUACCGCGCCGUCUACCACAGCUGCGACGCCCUCUCCCCCUGCGACUCCCUCCGCGCCCGCUGGGGGAGCGGGGACGUGCUCGACCGGGGCGCUGCAGUGCUGCGAGUCUGUGCUGUCCGCGAACAGCACCGCGAUCUCGCCGAUCCUCGGCAUCCUUGGCGUCGUCCUCCAGGACCUGGACCUCCCCAUCGGGCUGUCGUGCUCCGGCGUCACGGGCGUCGGCGUCGGCAGCUCUGACGCUUGCUCGACCAACGCGGUGUGUUGCCAGAACAACGACUUCGGCGGCGUCAUCGCUAUCGGGUGCCUUCCCGUCAGCCUCUGA
Trametes versicolor FP-101664 SS1 is the source of this 579-nucleotide messenger RNA. RefSeq names its product hydrophobin-domain-containing protein. The record is from RefSeq and is a predicted model, not a curated record. NCBI's taxonomy places the organism in Eukaryota, Fungi, Basidiomycota, Agaricomycetes, Polyporales, Polyporaceae. Gene Ontology annotation, cellular component: fungal-type cell wall. The transcript is spliced from 3 exons. Gene Ontology annotation, molecular function: structural constituent of cell wall. The coding region runs from base 1 to 579 and encodes 192 amino acids.